UUGAAGCAGACACACACCUUCGCUGCCCCAGUGUGCUGGCCUGACCCACAGACAGCCAGGGAAGCCUUCUGCAUUGCACUUGUUAUUACAACAGAGGGAGCUCUCUUGCUCUUGCUCUCUCUCUCUCUCUCUCUCUCUGUCUCUCUGCCUCUCCCCCUCCUGUCCUGUGAUGUGUUCUGGCCAGACAGUAUGGCUCCUGGGCGUCAGUGGCAUGAUCAUAGAAACAGAGGCCAGAGAGGACAUUCCUCAUUGUUGGUGAAUCUAGAAAUGAGCUCGGCCAUGCUGCCCUGCUCUUUCUCAAACUGUUUUGAUGAUUGAAACUUGACCUGGAUUUCUUGCUGUGUGUGGAAUAACCUUCCCUGCAUGAGGCUUCGGAUCCAGAGUUGCCGGAUCCAGAGCUGCCGGAUCCCUUCUCCGCCAACACAGAUAGGGGAUUUAGGGUUUUCACUGCACUGGCGGGAAUCCAACUCCUCCACUGUCGCUGCUCGGAAGUAACAGCAGAAUACAAAAAACAGCCUCUGUUUACACAGACUCAUUGCUUUGCCUCCUUUAGCGUUACCUCCCUGUUUCUUCUCUGUCCUGGCUACUCAUUAUUUGCCUCCCCUCUCCUGUCCUCGAGGGAACUUUUAUCCCCUUAACAGCACCGAUCAGCUCAUCUCUCAACCCAUUUAUCCAUCUCAUGAUGAACUCCUCUGCCUCCAUUACAUCCCUCUUCUCCUUCACCAGCCCGGCAGUGAAGCGCCUGCUUGGCUGGAAACAAGGGGAUGAGGAAGAGAAGUGGGCGGAAAAGGCUGUGGACUCUCUAGUGAAGAAAUUAAAGAAGAAGAAAGGGGCAAUGGAGGAGUUAGAGAGAGCCCUCAGCUGUCCCGGACAGCCCAGCAAGUGUGUGACGAUUCCUCGCUCACUGGAUGGGAGGUUGCAGGUGUCCCACAGGAAAGGUUUGCCUCAUGUCAUCUAUUGCCGCGUGUGGCGCUGGCCUGACCUGCAGUCCCACCACGAGCUUAAAGCCCUGGAGUGCUGCGAGUUCGCCUUCGGCUCCAAGCAAAAGGACAUCUGUGUCAACCCUUACCACUACCGGCGUGUGGAGACUCCAGUGCUGCCGCCAGUUCUGGUCCCACGCCACAGCGAGUUCAACCCUCAACACAGUUUACUGGCAAAAUUCAGGAACGCCUCCCUGCACAACGAGCCUCUGAUGCCCCAGAACGCCACCUACCCAGACUCCUUCCCUCCACUGCCCUGCACCUCCUUCUCUUCCUCCCCUUCCUCCUCCCAUGCCCAGUCUCCCACCUCACAGAGUUAUCCAAACUCCCCCAACAGUUCUGCAGAGCCUGGCAGUCCAUAUCACAUCACAGCUGAGACCCCCCCACCUCCAUACAGCAUGAUGGAGACGAGCCCUCAAGAGGAUGUGAAGCCUAACAACUCCACAGAAACCACCAAACUCACAUUUUCUGCUCCUCACAGAGAUUUACGGCCAGUAUGUUAUGAGGAACCGGAGUACUGGUGUUCCAUAGCCUACUAUGAGCUCAACAACCGGGUGGGGGAGACUUUCCACGCCUCUUCCCGCAGCGUGUUGGUGGACGGCUUCACAGACCCAUCCAACAACAAGAACCGCUUCUGCCUCGGCCUACUAUCCAAUGUCAACCGCAACUCCACCAUCGAACACACGCGCAGGCACAUAGGCAAAGGUUUACACCUCUACUACGUGGGUGGCGAGGUCUACGCAGAGUGUUUGAGUGACAGCAGUAUCUUCGUCCAGAGCCGCAACUGUAAUUUCCAGCAUGGCUUCCACGCCACCACUGUGUGUAAGAUCCCCAGCGGCUGUAGCCUCAAGAUCUUUAACAAUCAGCUGUUUGCUCAGCUCCUCGCCCAGUCUGUUAACCACGGCUUUGAGGUCGUCUAUGAGCUCACGAAGAUGUGUACCAUCCGCAUGAGCUUUGUCAAGGGCUGGGGUGCUGAAUACCACCGUCAAGAUGUGACCAGCACCCCCUGCUGGAUCGAGGUGCACCUGCAUGGGCCCCUGCAGUGGCUGGACAAGGUUCUCACACAAAUGGGCUCCCCGCACAACCCUAUUUCCUCAGUGUCAUAACACAAACACACAUACACGCAGGUAGUCGUAGAUUCUGUAUGUCCUUCUGACAGUCCUGAUCUUAACAUCUCAUUCAAAAGAACAAAAUUAUCUGUUACCAACAACUUUGUAACUUAAUGUUCAAAAAAUUAAACAAAUGUAUGACUGAAUUUCAUUUAGCUAACUUCCUACUCUUGUAGUUAAAUGAUCGUGUAUUUUUCAUUUCAAGACUAGCAUCUGUUUCUAUUGGGACAUGUUAACUGCACUCCAAGACAAGAAAAUGUGGUAUAUAUUUGUAGGUACUCAACAGAUUAUACGUUAUAUUAUUGUAGUAUGUACUGUAUUUCU
This is a messenger RNA of Scomber japonicus (chub mackerel), 2413 nucleotides long. It is a transcript of the gene smad9, whose product is annotated as SMAD family member 9. The record is from RefSeq and is a predicted model, not a curated record. Bases 680 to 2086 code for a protein of 468 amino acids. The transcript has 9 exons. Lineage: Eukaryota; Metazoa; Chordata; Actinopteri; Scombriformes; Scombridae. Gene Ontology annotation, molecular function: DNA-binding transcription factor activity, RNA polymerase II-specific; RNA polymerase II cis-regulatory region sequence-specific DNA binding; I-SMAD binding. Gene Ontology annotation, biological process: regulation of transcription by RNA polymerase II; BMP signaling pathway; SMAD protein signal transduction. Gene Ontology annotation, cellular component: heteromeric SMAD protein complex.